Messenger RNA from Meleagris gallopavo (turkey), 4660 nucleotides. It is a transcript of the gene CCR7, whose product is annotated as C-C motif chemokine receptor 7. Gene Ontology annotation, molecular function: chemokine (C-C motif) ligand 21 binding; C-C motif chemokine 19 receptor activity; chemokine (C-C motif) ligand 19 binding. Gene Ontology annotation, biological process: immune response; positive regulation of cytosolic calcium ion concentration; calcium-mediated signaling. NCBI's taxonomy places the organism in Eukaryota, Metazoa, Chordata, Aves, Galliformes, Phasianidae. Gene Ontology annotation, cellular component: membrane; external side of plasma membrane. The record is from RefSeq and is a predicted model, not a curated record.
UACAGCAAAACCACCAGAAAGCAGAAAGAGGUGGGGAAGCCCACUUGCUUGGGAGCUGCUGAUGCGCACAGGCAGAAGGGCUGCGUGAUGGGACGGCUGCUAUGUGGUGGGUGGACACCUUUCCUAGAAAGGGUCGAGUGGAAAUGGGAAACUUCCCUGUUUCCUGCAGCACCGGGUUCUGACCGACGAAGCAGCUCUGUUGUGGAAACUCUCCUCCUGCCCCUUUGCCACAUUCCAAGUGCAAAUGCAGGAUCUGCUUCGCUCCGUGAGCUCUGAGUACGGAGUGUGCAGCCCUCAGAGCACGCGCCGAGGAAGGACCUGAGCAUGAGUGUGUGCAGGGAGCACGGGGAGCAGCACAGCGAUCUGAGAGCAGGAGGAGGAGGAGGGUCUGACUGUCAGGGCACGUCACCGGGCUCUUGCCGAGGCGCAGGAAGUAUAAAAGGCAGUUUCCCAAAGAGGGGCUCAGGCAGGAGCUGGCGCACAUCCAGGCUGUGCUGUGCAGACAAUGCUCUCAGCAGCGCCGUGACUUUGGCUGUUAGACACAAGACCAUGGACGGCGGUAAACAGCUGAAGGUCACCCUUGUUUUUAGCCUUCCUCUAAUUUUUCAGUUCUGUGCUGGGAACAACGUCACUGACGACUAUGACGCCAACACCACCGUUGACUAUAACAUGUUUGAGAUCCUGUGUGAGAAGAAGGAAGUCCGUGAUUUCCGUGCUGCCUUCCUCCCAGCCAUGUACUCCCUCAUCUGCUUCACGGGGCUGCUGGGAAAUGGGCUGGUGAUGCUCACCUACAUCUACUUCAAGCGGCUAAAGACCAUGACAGACAUCUACUUGCUGAACCUGGCCCUGGCAGACAUCCUGUUCCUGCUGACCCUCCCAUUUUGGGCCACAAGUGCAGCCACGUUCUGGUGUUUUGGAGAAUUUGCCUGCAAAGCAGUCUACUGCAUCUGCAAAAUGAGCUUCUUCAGCGGGAUGCUGCUCCUGCUGUCCAUCAGCAUUGACAGGUACUUCGCCAUUGUUCAGGCUGCCUCGGCCCACCGCUUCCGUCCCCGAAUGAUAUUCAUUAGCAAAGUCACGUGCAUCCUCGUUUGGCUCCUGGCCUUCGUUCUCUCAAUCCCCGAGCUGGUUCACAGUGGUGUAAAUAACUACGACAGCCACCCCCGGUGCUCCAUCAUUGCUAAUGACUUGCAGACUUUCAACACUGGCAUCAAAGUGUCCCAGAUGGUUUUUGGCUUCUUAAUUCCCCUGGCGGUGAUGUCUGUCUGCUACCUCAUCAUUAUCAAAACAUUACUCCAGGCUCGAAACUUUGAGAAGAAUAAAGCUAUCAAGGUGAUCAUUGCGGUGGUCAUCGUCUUCGUCAUCUUCCAGCUGCCCUACAACGGCGUCAUGCUGGCCAAGACCAUCUCAGUCUUCAACAACACCAGCUCAUGCGAGCAGAGCAAGAAGCUUGACAUGGCAGAUGAUGUGACCUACACUCUAGCCUGCUUCCGAUGCUGCCUCAAUCCCUUCCUCUACGCCUUCAUAGGCGUCAAAUUCCGCAACGACCUCUUCAAGCUCUUGAAGGAGCUGGGCUGCCUGAGCCAGGAGCGCCUCUGGCAGCUGUCCUCCUGCCGUGAGAGCAAGAGGUUUUCCUUUGCCAUGGAGACAGAGACGACUACCACCUUCUCCCCAUGAGGAGAGGUCCAGGAAGGCUGAAGGCUGGUGUCAUUUUGUACACUGCUUCUAUUUUGAAUUACUGAUAAAGACUUGCCAUUACUUUAGGAAGGGCAGCUGUAAAAGGAAGACCAAAGAACCUCUCCAUAUCACAGUCAACGAGCAUUGUUAUCCAAUGUUUUCACGGAUGGAGAGACUUCAAUAAAAACUAUGACUAACAGUGAAGUAAGGGAGAAGGAGACCAGUGAGUUCAGAAUUCAUCGUGCCAUUUCACCCUUAUUUCCUAGCCAAAAUCAGAAAUGCUCAAAAUGGUACAUUUUCAUUAAAAGCAACAAAUAGCAAGAGAAGCGGACAUACGUGCUACAGAAUUACUUGUUUAGAGCUGGAUUUCCAAGAGCACUGCCCUUGCUUUGCAUGUUGCAUUUAACACGACUACCUAUUGCUCUCCCACACACACAGAAAUGAUGCUCACCGCACAGAACAGCACCAGCAGCCUCAGGCUCCCAAUGCAAUACAACACACAGUGAGGUAACAAGCUGUGAGGUGUCCUAGAUGGAACUCUCAGCUCUGCCUUCCUCCAGAAACAGUGAACAAAACUAAAUUCAUACAUAUAAUACGUAUUCAAUAGCUGCAUGUUACUGUGGCAUCUCAGCUUUGUCCACUUCACUUCUGCCUGCAGCAACGACAUCUGGUGUUUCAUCUCCUAGGGAGCUCUGCUUAUUGCCUCCCAAUGUUGCAUUCUUUGGGAAUGCUGCUUCACUUUGGCAAUACAGCCUUCUUCAGCUUCUGUAAAGGUAUCUGCCUGCACAAAAGCUAGCUAGCACAGUUUAGAUUCCAAUUUUUGCACAAAGAUGAGUUAUUUACAAAUACAAAAGAUCUGAGGCCUCCCCAGUCACCAGUCACACAAACUCGAACCAAGAACCAACACUUCAGUGACAGGUACUUAAAUAUGUUUUUAGCACCCUGUUCUUCAGCCUGUCCUCACACCAGCCUUACUCCUGACACUGAGGGAGUCCUUAAGCUGAUGUGAAAGCACGUGCCUUGCAGACUGCUGCCAGAAUGCUCAGCAUUCAAGCCCAGGGCAAGUUUGAAUAUAUUUCUUAGUGCAAGACUUAAGUUAGGAUAUGUCUGUGCCCACUGUCUGAGCACUGCAACGUGUCAGAAUCCAAAGCUUGCUCCUCUCCAGCCUUAUUAGCUGUGCACACAGCCUGCUUUUGUCACGUACAUGUGGGGGCUUUCUGUGCUGCUGCUUGUUGACUUCAGGAGAUAAUGUGUUAUCACAGGUGUGGGUUUUCUCCCUUACCAACAAACUGUCUUUCUAGAAGAACUUUAGCAGCUGUCUUUUCUAUAAGUCAGAUAUGUACUUCACUUAUAAGCUACUGAAAAUGUGCUUAGCAUUCAUGCUGUCACUUCUAAUCAAGAUGCCAUUCACUGCAGUUUGAUUUAAAUGCAAAGGACAGGGUGUUGAAGAUGACUGCCAGGGUCACAUACUCGAAAGGAACAUGGCAGCUGAACAACAGGUGACUGUCAUGUAAAACAAGGCCUUGAAAAGAAGCCCUGAACGUGAUGCCAUUCACCAGAAGGAGGAAGAUUCCCACAACAAACCAGCGCCCUGAGAGCUGCUGUUAUGGGACGUCGAGCAUCAGCUGGGAGGAGCUGCUGCAAUUGUCUGUGCAUCUGUUACUGAUUUCCAAGCUCUGAUCCCCUCAGCACACAGCUCUCCCCAGAACCGUGGCAGAAGGCCUUGGCCAUGAACUGCAGGGCAGGGAUGCACCCGACCCCUCCUUCCACAGCAGCGGUUGAGCGGUUCUGAUCCGUGGAACCUGAGGCGCAUUCCUGUGGACCUGCAGAGCCGUGCAGAGCAAACAUGCUAACAGACACUUCUUUCAGUCCCACUCACAGGAACGUUCGGGGUGACGCAGGGAACCCUCUGGACCGUAGGUCAAAAAAUCUUGUUCUAGAGACAGGACACGGCCAGCCUUCAGACAGAGAACCCAGUGGUAGUUUUUGAGAUGCUGCCAGGUACGUGGCUGGCUGCCAAUCAUCGUUUUAAAAAUCCUUCCUCCUAACCCACCUGGCUCUGUGGGAUUUUGCCACGAGCUGAGUUCAGGAAGAAAGCACACCCUGCUCUGAUUAACCUGUCUAUGCCGAAUGACAAUCCCACCCUCUCGUUCCAAGCGUUUCCUUUCAUAAUGCCCAUUUAAUGUGUACAGUAAGUGCUGCUUCUCAAUCAUAUUAAAGGGGGGUUAAGACUGACACACCAAAUAGUCAUUUCUUCUCCUUUUCCUCCUAUGUUUCUUACUCAGGCAAAGAAAAGUUGACCAGAGUGAGGAACGCCUAUCGUACAGCCUCCUCUUCGUUUUCCUCACCAGUAACAAUGUACUCUUAAUGUAUACUUACAUAUGUAAAGCUGCUUUUCAUAGAAAAAUUUCAAUAUGUACAUGAAUGUACCCUGAAAUACACUGCUUUCACUAAAUCUCUUUAUGCAUAACACACUCCCCUAACUUAUUCUAGCAGGGAAAACUGCCUCACCACAACUUGUACCUGUUUAACAGAAACCAUUUCCUUCCCAAAAAUGCAAAGUUUUCAGGUCUUUACCAACUGGACGCGUUCUGAAUAGGGAAAUAUGCAGCUGCCUUUGUAAGAAUGAGAGACCAAAGCAGCUUCUGGGGCAGCUGCGUCGGUGCCUCCUGAAAGCGGCAGCGCCCAGCUCAGAGCCGUGCGGAUGAAGGCAGCCAGCAGAUGGAUCCCAGCCUGAACCCGAGCUUCUCCAGUGCAGACUGAGAACUGACCGUAUGAUGCUACUCAGUGGAAAUAAAUUAUGACAAUUUUGAAAAUACUUUUGCUUUUUCCUCGUGUAUUUCCUCACAGGAUGCAUCCUGUAUGCGUCGCAGCAGCUCGUGCCACGUCCUUCUGGACUGGAGCUGCUUGUUAUCACCCCAGCUUUGUAUCAGCACUGCUCUGCAGGGGGGGGAAAAUAAGACAAAGUGUGUAAGCAGUCUAAUUA